AUGCGGCAGCAGGGGUCUCAGCCGCCUCUUCUAGCUCAGCAGCUGCAGCAGCAGCAGCAGCAGCAGCAGCAGCAGCAGCAGCAACAGCAGCAGCAACAACAACAACAACUACAUCUGAUGCAGCAGCAACGGACUCACAGGCAUCGACAGCAUGCGCAUGCUAGCAGCAGACGCCAGCAUCAGCUGCAGCAGCAGCAGCUGCAGCAGCAGCAGCUGCAGCAGCAGCAGCUGCAGCAGCAGCAACAGCAGCAGCAGCAGCAGCAACAGCAGCAGCUUGCUAGCUACUCAGAUGAGGACGAAAUAUCCUCGCUAAGCGGCAGCAGCAGCUGCAGCAGCGGCCCCGGCGGUAGUGACGACGAGAGCCGCAGGGUUCCUCUUCACAGUCGUCACAACAAGCAGCAGCAGCAGCUGCUGCUGCUGCAGCAGCAGCAGCAGCAGGAGUAA
This is a messenger RNA of Eimeria mitis, 444 nucleotides long. RefSeq lists its product as uncharacterized. The transcript is spliced from 2 exons. NCBI's taxonomy places the organism in Eukaryota, Apicomplexa, Conoidasida, Eucoccidiorida, Eimeriidae. Bases 1 to 444 code for a protein of 147 amino acids. The record is from RefSeq and is a predicted model, not a curated record.